Molecule: messenger RNA, 2216 nt
Organism: Gymnodraco acuticeps
Lineage: Eukaryota; Metazoa; Chordata; Actinopteri; Perciformes; Bathydraconidae
Gene: best1
Product: bestrophin 1
Exons: 9
Coding region: 1-2160 (719 amino acids)
Molecular function (GO): chloride channel activity
Source: RefSeq, a predicted model, not a curated record
AUGACCGUCACAUACUCGCGCAGGGUUGCUGAUGCAGGUCUGGGGACCUUCUUUCACCUGCUCCUGCGAUGGAAAGGCAGCAUCUACAAACUGCUCUACAGAGAGCUCAUCAUCUUCACUCUCCUCUACUACUUCUUCAGUAUUGUUUAUAGGUUUGUGUUAAAGGAUGACCAGAGGAGGCUGUUCGAGAAGUUCUCAAUAUACUGUGACCGCUACGCAGAGCUCAUCCCUGUGUCCUUUGUGCUCGGUUUCUAUGUCACCCUGGUCGUGUCCCGUUGGUGGGGCCAGUUUGAGAACGUCCCCUGGCCGGACCGCCUGGCAGCAUUAGUGGGCGGCCAUGUUCGUGGAGACGACGAGGCCUCAAGGCUGACCCGACGAACUCUGAUGCGAUAUGCCAACCUCUCCGGUGUGCUGAUCUACCGCUCUGUUAGCACAGCCGUCUACAAGAGGUUCCCCACCAUGGAGCACCUGGUGCAGGCAGGGUUGAUGACGUCGGAGGAGCUCAGGCAUCUGGAGGAACUGCGCUCUCCUCACAACAAGUUCUGGGUUCCCUGCAUGUGGUUUGUCAGCCUGGCUCUGAGGGCUCGGACUGAGGGUCGCAUCAACAACGACGUUGCACUCACAGCCCUUCUUACUGAGUUGAAUAGUUUACGGGCAAAGUGCAUGAAGCUGUACGGCUACGACUGGAUCAGCCUGCCUCUUGUCUAUACUCAGGUGGUGACAGUGGCGGUGUACAGUUUCUUCCUGGCUUGUCUGAUUGGCCGUCAGUUCUUGGAUCCGGCUCAGGGUUACUCAGGUCACGAUCUGGACUUCUACCUGCCUGUCUUCACCCUGCUGCAGUUUUUCUUCUAUGUUGGUUGGCUGAAGGUGGCUGAGCAACUCAUAAAUCCUUUUGGUGAAGACGAUGACGACUUUGAAACCAACUGGCUCGUUGAUCGCAAUUUACAGGUGUCCUUGCUGUCUGUGGAUGAGAUGUACGACAGCCUGCCGCUGGUUGAGAGGGAUAUGUACUGGAAUGAGUCUGAACCUCAGCCUCCCUACACUGCUGCCAGUGCUGAACAUCGCAAACCCUCCUUUAUGGGCUCGGCCCUGGACAUCAGUGUUCCUAAGGAGGAUAUGGAGUUUCAGUCCAAUCUGGAGCAAAUUAAAGAACACGAGGAAGCCAACUACUCCACCCCGCUGCUCGGAGGGCUGGGUCGUCUCCUUGGUGUCCAGUCUCUUAACUUCCCUCGCUCCUCCCGGGUCUCUCUGCUGCGCCGCCGCCCCGGAGCUCCACAGAGCCGCUUCCCUCUGUACCUGCACCAGGAGCCUCUGAGUCAGAGCCGCCAUCCUUUCAAUCGUGAGGGAGAUCCAGACUAUGCCUUCUCCACCAUGCCCUUGUAUGAGCGACCAGGGUUCUACAGCUGCCCACAAACUCCCAUUCACUGCGUGCCCCCAACACCGCAGCGCCCUCGACCCGCCCGGCGAAAUCAGAACGAGUGGAACCACAGCUGCAGCUCCCUCGCUCCUCCAAUGGUGGGCUCACAGAUGCUGCCUCCGGACUCUCCCAACCACGUCCCCCAACCACCCUCCUCUGCUUUCCCCUGGCUCAGUGGGGAUGGUGAGGUGCCGAAUGCCCCUACCUUUUCCUUCCCAGACCCCCCACCUCAACUCUGCCCCAUAUCUAAAAUCAGACCCGGACAAGGCCUACUGUCUCGCCGCCCUCCACGCUUGACUCUGGACACCAUCCACUCAGCUGACAGCCAUCCCGGACCCCAAAGUGCUCGGGCGGCAGGAAGUGGAGCAGAAAGGGUGUUCUCGUUCACUCCUCCCUCUCGCACAGCAGCAGCAAAUCCCAGUAAUCCCACCAGCAGCUCUGGCAGCAUUAACGCAACAAGCACCAACAGCGCUGGCACAACAGGAAGUCUCUGCAACGGUACGAGUCAGACUAAUUUUAGCAACCAAGGGAACUUCAGCAGCAGCAUGAGGGGCAGCAAUGGGGGCAUCAACGGCGGGCCGAGCAACAACAUGAACGCAGUUUCCACUUCGGCGUCAGCGCAGCAGGAAACCAAUCAGCAACACUCACCCAAUGAUUCAGGAAUCUCAUUGGCCGAAGGGGACCUGCUGGGCGUUCUGGUGGACAGUGGCGUGAACAAAGCGGCAGGAGCGAGAGAGGACUGAGAAAACAAGGUGUGCCAUACUGCUUUGCAUCACAUUUGGCAUGCAAAAUAUUUCAC